AUGAAACCUCAGAAGCGCUGGAUGAGACAAGGAUGUCGACAUUAUAACAACUUCCUUGAUAGUGCGGGUGAAAUCUCAAAUGUGCUGACACAUUGGAAUAAUAUCGAUGACCACACUUUCUAUUAUUACGAUAUGUAUACAGAAUAUGGAGCAUGUACAGUUAUGAAUGGGAGUGAACCGAGUGCAUUCCUUUACUUUCAACUGGGUGAUUCACUUUUCAAGAACAUAACAACUCUUACAUUGGCUAGGAAUCUAAAUAUUAUUGAAAAUGGCAAAGUGUAUGAGGAUACUAAUGAUCUAUCAUCUUUGAGUUGA
Molecule: messenger RNA, 315 nt
Organism: Schistosoma turkestanicum
Lineage: Eukaryota; Metazoa; Platyhelminthes; Trematoda; Strigeidida; Schistosomatidae
Source: the annotation of a GenBank genome assembly